Messenger RNA from Marmota monax (woodchuck), 880 nucleotides. It is a transcript of the gene Bricd5, whose product is annotated as BRICHOS domain containing 5. The transcript has 5 exons. NCBI's taxonomy places the organism in Eukaryota, Metazoa, Chordata, Mammalia, Rodentia, Sciuridae. The record is from RefSeq and is a predicted model, not a curated record. Bases 1 to 750 code for a protein of 249 amino acids. Gene Ontology annotation, biological process: regulation of cell population proliferation.
AUGUCCAGGGCAGGGGACAGGAGUACCACCAUCUACCCCACCUUAUCCCCUCUUUUCCCUAAGCAAACCUGCUCCCUGGUCUCUAACUCAAUAGCCUCACUGACUGCAGUAUGCCCCCAGGUGAAGACCAAGCCCUGCCACUGGGGCUGGAGAGCUGCAAGCCUGCUGUUAUUGCUGCUGGCACUGGCUACUGCAGGGGCUGUGGCUGGAGGGCUUCUUGGGUUUGCUCAUAGCCCUUCCAAGUCAUUGCUGCAGAUGCUCCGGCUGACCUUCCCAAGCCCCCAAGUGCCCUGGUCCAAUCAAACCACCAUCGUGGACGUGGCCCAGAAUAUGGCAACCAUUAUAGUGACUCCACCUCAGAGCAACCGCAGCUGGGCAGUGCUGUUCGACGGGCAGAGCGGCUGCAUCUGUUACCGCCCUGCAGAGCACCAGGCCUGCUUUCUCCGCCUGAUGGAGGCCCGAGAUCGGGAAACCCUGCAGCUGCUGAUGAACACCUCCAGGGCCCAAGGGUCUCUCAGCCAAGGUCAUGACACCCACCAUGCCCAGGAGCUGCUGGCAGUGCUUGGGAGCCAUACUGUGGAUCCUGCCCAGGUGGGGGCUUCAGUGCAGCACCUUUGUGCAAAGACCCCCAUCUACUGGGCCCGUCAAGCUGAGGGGCCCCAGAGGCAGCGGCUGAUCUAUCUCUGCAUUGACAUCUGCUUCCCAAGCAACAUCUGUGUGUCUGUCUGCUUUUAUUACCUCCCAGACUAAGCCCUCUGCCUGGCCCAGCCUGGCCACUGCCCCAUGGACUACCCAUGGUCCCACAGGCUAGUUAAGUUGGCUGUGUCACCAGCACCUGGAGGGAAGCUGCUGACAGGGACUAAUAAACAAUUCCACCUGG